UAUCUAACGACCACCAGAAACCAGAAAGUUCCUCCCAACAGGUCCAACUUGUUAAUCAGUCGACUCAUGGCCCCAAUCGAGCUUGGAGACCAAACUCCAUCGCAAUCUCAAAUCAAUCCGCCACCGAUUCAAAAACCAGGAGAAUCGAAAUCACAAACUAUCAACCGCUUGGCUGCUGAAUUAAAAGUGGCGAAGAUGGCUAAGACUCACGCCGAGAGGAAGGUGCUGGAAUUAGAAGAUGUGAUCAGUCAAAAAGCUAAGUUGAUGGAUAUUUCGACUAAGCAGUGCGAUGCGGCUUGGGAAACUAUGGCAGAACUCAAAAAACAAAUAGCCUCACAAGAUGUGGUCAUCAAACGUUUAAAAGACGACGCAAACCAGUAUCCACUCUCAUCUUCCACACUGCUUCAAUCGCACCAAAGGCUCUCAUCCACUAUCGACACCCUUCGAGAAUGCUUCACAUGUCCAUUGUGCUAUAACGGUCUUGAAAAAGGGGACGCAGUCAGUUUAAGAUGUGGACAUACCUUUUGCCAGAAUUGCAUAGAUGCUUGGGCAGCCUCUUCGAAUGCGACUGAUUUAAGACCACCAGAACCUCGCAAGACAGCUGAGGCUCGGGUACAGUGUCCGGAGUGUCGUACGACAGGCUCGACCCGAGUCCGGCUCUACAUGCUGGAAGAAGCUAUCCGUCUGCUCGCGCGUGCCGAACGAGAAAGAGAGGCGGCGGAAAUUGAGGAACAGACAAGAAGAGCCGAACUGGAAGUGGUCCACGAUCCUAAGCCGACAGACUACCUAGCAGAUUGAAAUUUUCGUGACGUGAAAACUUAUACCUCCUGAGUCGGUCACGACAUCUUAUGUAAACAAAAUCCUCUCUAUCCCCUCCUAAAACUUAUUUUACUACAUGUAAUUUUGACAAACAGUGUGUUUGAUGCACACUGAUAAAGUGACUUCAUCGGAAGAGACUGGUGCUACCUAGCAAUAAACACAUAAACCCAAUACCAGAACUUGUAACUUUACGACCUAACGUAUGCUCCUGUCAAACUUCCUUGCCUGCCUCGAAU
Puccinia graminis f. sp. tritici CRL 75-36-700-3 is the source of this 1055-nucleotide messenger RNA. RefSeq lists its product as uncharacterized. The record is from RefSeq and is a predicted model, not a curated record. The coding region runs from base 67 to 798 and encodes 243 amino acids. The transcript has 4 exons. Lineage: Eukaryota; Fungi; Basidiomycota; Pucciniomycetes; Pucciniales; Pucciniaceae.